UUCUAAAUAAAUGCAGAGGACGAGUUGACAGUGUCGGACUCGCGGAGCAGACUGAGAGGUGACCUCAGGAUGGCACAGAACGGAAUAACAGAGAAUGGAGUGACUGAAGGAAUCCCUGCCCUGCCUCAGCCUGUCCCUGUCCAGGACAUCACUCACACCAAGAUUUUUAUCGACAAUGAGUGGCACACAUCCUGCGCGGGAAGGACGUUCCCCACCUUCAACCCGGCGACAGGUGCCAAGCUCUGCGACGUGGAAGAGGCCGACAAAGAAGAUGUGGACAAGGCGGUGGAGGCAGCCAAGGCGGCCAUGAAGAGAGGCUCUCCAUGGCGGAGAAUGGAUGCGUCCAGCCGUGGGAGGCUGCUGCUCAAACUGGCCGACUUGAUAGAGAGGGACCGACUCCUGCUGGCGACCCUGGAGACUCUGGACACAGGGAAGCCUUUCCUGCAGUCCUUCUUCAUUGAUCUGGACGGCAGCAUCAAAACCCUUCGUUACUACGCAGGCUGGGCUGACAAGAUUCAUGGCAAGAGUCUGCCUGUGGAUGAAAGCUUCAUGUGUUUAACUAAGCACGAGCCUGUUGGCGUCUGUGGAGCCAUCAUUCCUUGGAAUUUUCCUCUACUGAUGUUCACGUGGAAGAUCGCACCGGCCCUGAGCUGUGGAAACACUGUGGUCAUCAAGCCAGCAGAGCAGACCCCCCUCACGGCCCUCCACGUUGGAUCACUCAUCAAAGAGGCGGGCUUCCCUCCUGGAGUUGUAAACAUUGUUCCAGGGUUUGGUCCCACAGCAGGAGCAGCAAUAGCCCGCCACAUGAACAUUGACAAAGUGGCCUUCACUGGUUCUACUGAGGUUGGCCAGCUGAUCAAAGAAGCAGCAGCCAGAAGUAAUCUGAAGAGAGUGACUCUGGAGCUGGGAGGGAAGAACCCCUGCAUUGUGUUUGCUGACUGUAACUUGCAGCUGGCUGUGGAGGAAACCCAGAAGGGAGCUUUUUAUAACCAGGGUCAGUGCUGCACGGCUGCAUCACGAGUCUUUGUGGAGGAAAGUAUUUAUGAAGAGUUUCUACGUUGCAGCAUAGAAAAAGCCAAGAAGAUUGUCAUAGGAGACCCACUAGACCCCCAGACAUCACAUGGGCCACAGAUUGACCGACAGCAGUUUGACAAGAUACUGGAUCUGAUUGAGAGUGGGAAGAAGGAGGGAGCCAAGCUGGAGUAUGGAGGAGUCGCUGUGGGUGACAAGAGCCUCUUCAUUCAACCCACCAUCUUCACAGGGGUCAAAGACCACAUGCGCAUCGCCAAGGAAGAGAUCUUUGGUCCAGUGCAGUGUAUAUUCAGCUUUAAGAGCCAGCAGGAGGCCAUAGAGAGAGCAAACAGCUCACAAUAUGGCCUGGUGUCAGCAGUCUUUACAACAAGCAUCGACAGAGCUCUGUCUGUGUCUGCAGCCCUGGAGACUGGCACUGUGUGGAUAAACUGCUAUAACGCCCUUCACGUCCAGACACCCUUUGGAGGGUAUAAGAUGUCAGGCAUUGGACGAGAGCUUGGAGAGUACGCGUUGGCUGAGUACACAGAGGUGAAAGCAGUGACCAUCAAACUGAGUGAAACCAUGUGAGAUGAACGGGGAAAAUCCAGUGCUGUUCACUUCCCCUUCCGUCAGGCCACAACACGAUUCACCACAAGCCCUACAUUCCCUUCUUCUUCUCAGUCAUGCUCAAAAUGGAGACAUAAGGUUUAAGCCAGUAUAUCACUUACUCUGUACAGUAUAUCAGAGCCCAAUGGUAUACUGGGUUUUACUCAGCAGCUUCAGUAAUGUCACUACAUACAACUGGUCAUGCUCUAUUUCACAGGUUCAUAUUUUUCUUUAGAUUUCACAAUAGUUUAUUUAGGUGUUCCCCAAGUGUGAUUUGGUCCCACAUUGAUUAUCAGGACAAUAGAGACAUGAGCUCAGCUGGUACAUUUGCAGAUAAUAAUUCAUGUUCAACACAACAAUGCAACAUUCAUAAAGGACAUAUUUUCAAUUAUAAAUUGAACAUUUACUUGGCUUUAAAUGGGACAGGUUUUUGAAUAUGAUUUGGUUUUACCCUUAGUCAGUACCAGAUUACAAAGUCAAGCAGUAUAACAAAUACAAAAGAACUUAAUUUAACAAAAAGCACAAGUAAAAAAAGUAAAAAAACAGCAGAUGGAGUUUAGCUAAUAACUUGAUAAGGCCUCCGCGAUCUUUCUCAAGCCGUCCACUGACUCCAGGUUUGACCACUCCCCGUGGAUGCUGAGAAGUCUUUAUCUGUUGGUCCCAGAGAAGCCAGGUGAUGUCUGUUUCUGCUGAUAAUUCAGUGUCUUGCCCAUGCACGGCCCUUACUAUUGUUGGUAUUGUUGUAAGUUGUAAGAUCCACUCCCUCUACCCAUUGUCAUGGAGUGGAACCCCCCACACUUUUUGUCAGAAGUGACAACCAAUUGUUAUUGAAAUACUAUAAGAUGACAACAAGUGAAGGACCUUUUGUUUGCUGAUUAAACCAAUGGAUUUUGUUUAAAGGGUUUUUAUCUUUAACUACUCUUUCAAAGGAGAGUAACGAACUUUCAAGGUCAGCUGGUAUGGCCCUUUAUUGAGAAGCUGACCCAUGGCUAAGUGCUUCUUCCUGGAAGGUUUCAAGCAUCUGGAUUUCCAGGACAUGUCCUCUGCCCUGUGGAGACUAGGAGAUUGGACGGUGUCUCUGAGGUUUUUCAGUGUCAAGUCCACUGUCUUGAUUUGCCUAAACCCCAAAGUGUUCAUAAAUACUCAAGUAGUUAAAACAUGGUGAUUCUAAUUUGCCUGUCUUGCCCUAUUGACAUAAAUAAAUGCACAAAACAUACUGAUUAAUCAAAGAGGAUUUUGCAUAAGAAUUCCACUGAUCAGUUCUAUUUGUUAAUCAAAUCUGCCUACAUGAUAUAAUGUGGGAAGUUUAAAGAAUGAAUAUAUAUAUACAUAUAUUGUAAAUUGUUAAGUAGUUAAUGUCUGCGGGAUGAAAAGUCUACUUUUGUGUUUCUAAUUCCGAGCGCUGAUUCUAACCAGGUGUAAUAAUACAAUGAUAUGUUCUCUGCUGAGGGGAAUGUGAGUUCCCUUUUAAAUAUUGGAAGGAACUGUGUUUCUAAGGUAAUAUUUACCUUUCCAGUAAAUACCUUAGUCAUGCAACAACAACAACGUUAUCAUUCCAUGGAUAGUGUCAACUUUUUUUAAUAUAUAUAUUUGUGUGUGUGUGUGUGUGUGUCUGUGUGUAACCAACAUAUACUGUAUGUUUGAGCGGUUGUUUAUUAUCUCACAUGGAGACCAAGUCUGUUUCUGUCUUUUCUCACAUUAGUUUUGUAUUUAAAUAGAAUCUUUGAAUAAAAAAAUUUAAAAAACA
Hippoglossus stenolepis (Pacific halibut) is the source of this 3364-nucleotide messenger RNA. RefSeq names its product aldehyde dehydrogenase 1 family, member A3 (gene aldh1a3). The transcript has 13 exons. Gene Ontology annotation, molecular function: aldehyde dehydrogenase (NAD+) activity. Bases 70 to 1599 code for a protein of 509 amino acids. NCBI's taxonomy places the organism in Eukaryota, Metazoa, Chordata, Actinopteri, Pleuronectiformes, Pleuronectidae. The record is from RefSeq and is a predicted model, not a curated record.